AUGUUUGUGGUGGCCAAUGAGAUUGAUCAGCUCGACAAGGAAGGCUUCGCAGCUUACCCCUGUGUCAAAGCCCUGACGCGCGACAUCCACCGUUACCAACGGGAGAAGGGCUACAGAAAGGUUCCUUUGAUCUACUCCAACAAAGACCAGGGUGGCAGUGCACGCCUCGACAUUGCAAAAUACCUGACCUGUGAGCUUGAGAGCCCAGAUGAUGUGGUGGACGCGUUUGGGCUCAAUGUGUACUCUUGGUGCGACCCUGACUACAAGAGCCCAGAUGGAACUGUUGACUUCAAAUACUCGCCCUAUGAGAAUGUGGUGAAGGAAUUCCGUUCUUUGCCGAAGCCCUUCCUGUUCACCGAGUUUGGAUGCAACACUGGGGCCUUUGAAACAGAAUGCCCCGACUACAAGGGUGGUCGCACUUGGGUGCAAGUGGCAGCCAUGUUUGACCAUAUGGGGGAUUUCUUGAAUGGUGCUGUGGCUUUUGAGUUUUCCAUGGAGAACAAUCAAUAUGGCCUAGUGAUUACGCCUGGCUUCCUGCAGGGGCAGAACCAGUUGGUGAUUACAGACAACUACUACUCUCUGCAGAAAGAGUUUACCACCCAUGAUGUGAGCCAGGGAUCAGCAAGACAUCUACCUUUACCUCAGUGCAUUUCCAAAGCCACUGCAGAUCAGCUUCAAUACAAGGAGCGUGUGCAUCAGGUCUCUGAUUGGACCAAGCUGCCGCCAACACCUGUAAUGCCGGAAGACAACACAUUGCUCCCCUGA
Messenger RNA from Durusdinium trenchii, 765 nucleotides. Lineage: Eukaryota; Dinophyceae; Suessiales; Symbiodiniaceae. The record is from the annotation of a GenBank genome assembly.